AUGCCUGCAGCCCGGCAGGUCCUGCUCCGCUUGGCCUCCAUGUGGCUGCUCCUGCACAGCCUCCUCCUGGCCUCCAGCCUCCACUCAGCCUCCGCCUUCCCCAAGGGCUGCUACCCCUCGGAAGAGGAGGGGCUGAAGACCUUCCGCUGCAGCAAUGCCAGGCUGACUGAGGUGCCCAGGGACAUACCCAACGACACCAACAAGCUCUACCUGGACUCCAACCGAAUCCCCUUCCUACCCCGCGACGCCUUUCGGGACCUGCCUGUGCUGCUGGAGCUGGAUCUGUCCCACAAUGCCAUCGCCGGUGUCGAGAGCGGAGCUUUCCAGGGCCUGGCAGACCACCUGCACACCCUGGAUCUCUCCUCCAACAGGUUGGUGUCACUUGGCAAGGAGGCCUUCAGCCACCUCAAGGCCAAGGUCAACCUCUCUGACAACCCCUGGCGCUGCGACUGCCGGCUGCAGGAGCUGAUCCGCGCGGUGGACCUGGCGGCCGGCUCGGCGGCUGGCAUCCUGUGCCACUCCUCCGCCCAGGAGGAGCACGUGGGCAAGGCCUUCCUGCAGGUGAUCGCCGACACCGACUUCUGCAAUGCCUACAAGAGGACCACAGACAUCGCCAUGCUGGUCACCAUGUUCGGCUGGUUCGCGAUGGUCAUCUCCUACCUGGUCUACUACGUGCGCCAGAACCAGGAGGAUGCCCGGCGCCACCUGGAGUACCUCAAGUCCCUGCCCAGCAAGCAGCGCAGGUCGGAGGAGUCGUCCACCAUCAGCACUGUGGUGUGA
Messenger RNA from Indicator indicator, 780 nucleotides. RefSeq names its product leucine rich repeat containing 3C (gene LRRC3C). The transcript has a single exon. Gene Ontology annotation, molecular function: protein binding. Bases 1 to 780 code for a protein of 259 amino acids. The record is from RefSeq and is a predicted model, not a curated record. NCBI's taxonomy places the organism in Eukaryota, Metazoa, Chordata, Aves, Piciformes, Indicatoridae.